UAGGGGGCAGCUGCCGGCCAGGCGCCCUGGACACCGGCGCUAGGGGACCCCCACACUCCGGCUUGGCACCAUGAGAGCCCCCCGGGAGACCCUGCACCUCCUGCUGGCUACAGCCCUGCAGCUGAUCGGCUGCGCAGCUACGGCACCACAGCCCCAGACGAAGGGGACCCACCCGCUGGGGGAAGUGAUGCAGUGGAUGGAGGUUUAUAACCGCAGCUUCUGCCAACCGAAGGAGAUGCUGGUGCCCGUGAGCGAGGAGCACCCGGCCGAGGUGGAGCACCUGCUGGCACCCUCCUGUGUGCCCCUGCGUCGCUGCGCCGGGUGCUGCGCCGAUGAGGGGCUGCAGUGCGUGCCUACCCGCAUGCAUGUGGUGGUGAUGGAGGUAAUGAAAACCCGCUACCUGCACAGCCACCUGGGCCAGCUGGCCUUUGAGGAGCACAGUGCCUGCGAGUGCAGACCAAAGACAAAUAGCAAAGUAAAUCCAGAAAGGCCUGAGCAGCCCAAGGGGAAAAACAGCAUUGGACGCAAACACAAAAGGAAGAGACCCCCUGAACGAGACUCCCCCCACCUGCCCUCCUGCCCACCCUGCCCAGACAAACGGAGGCGCCAGGAUCCCCAGACAUGCCAGUGCCGCUGCCGGCGCAGGUCCCAGCACUGCCAGGACCGGGGCUUGGAGCUCAAUGAGCACUCGUGCAGGUGUGAGAAGCUGCGCCGAUGAUCUGACGGGGAGGGGGGUGACCUGGGACCAGCCUCUCCCCCCCGCCAAGCCCAGCUCUGCAUUGGAACCAGGACAACUCUGGCCCUAAGCGCCCCCUGCUGGAGAGGAGCCCAAGGAAGACAAGCAAGGCUGCCCAGGAAUGGACCUGAUGAGAGGACUCCUGGGACUAUGUGGAGGGUCAGACCCCAUUAUCCACUGCUUGGACUGGACCUGUCAGGAGGGACUGCAACUUGCAUGGCCUCUCCUGGACUGGGGCAGCCGGAUCCUGGGCCCCUCCAGGACUCGAGCAGCCAGAUUCCAGGGCCCCUCCAGGACUAGGGCAGAUGGAUUUCAGGGCCCCACCAGGAUUGGGGACCAGAUCCCGGGAUCCUUCCAGGACUCGGGCCCCCAGAUUCCUUCAAUGCCCACCAAGGCCGCCCCGGCUCUGCUGGCCAGACUCUCAUCCCCUCGUCGUUAUUUAAAGUUCCACACACACCCCUCACUGCCCUGCUCAUCCCCAAACCCCUUUAAUUUAAUGCUUGCCCUCACCUUCCUCUCCGUCCCCACAGAUCAAACCCUGUUUCCCUGCCAGAGCCAAGGGGAGGCUGGGCACCAGCUUGAGGACCCUUCCAGGGCACGUCCUGCUGCUGUAACUGCCCGCACAUUGGUAUCCGGCUCCAAAGCUAUUAAAUGGAUAAGACACACCAGCCCGCAGAGCUGAGAGCGCACGACCCCCGCAAAGACCUAUAGGAGGUCGAGGGAGCAUGCCCCACUCUCAGGACUCGCCAGAUUGGAUGGGGCUGCUGUUCUGUGGGGUGCCCUAUAUACUGCACCGGCUGGGGAGUGCCUCGCUGGAGGGGGUCCUCUGUUGUGUAGGGCAGCAGGGGUGGAGAGGGAAUCCUUGGGGAUUACUGGCCUUUCACCAUUGAGCCGGUGCCUUUGUUUAUGCUCCACAAAAGUGUGGCAGCCUUUAUACCCACGAGCUCUUCACCCAAGGGCUGAGGGCUCCUUCAUGCUUGGUGUGUGUGGAAAAAUUACUGCUCCAUCCUAGAGGCAGCUGCAUCUCAGUGCCAGGCAAGGGAUCCCUCUAUAAAGAGCCCUGCCCUGGCGACCCAGUCUAGAGGUGGCUGCAUCUCAGCACCAGGUGAGGGAUCCCUCUAUACACAGCCCCUGUGCCCCACCCCAGAGGUGGCUUCAUCUUGGUAGUGGGCAGGGGAUUCCUGUCUGUACAAGUGCCAUAUUUUGGAAUCCGUUGGAAACACAAGAUGCUGGAAAAGCAUGAGAUGCAGUUGAUGUUCCCUGUGGGGAUACUGGAAAAACAGGUGGGCUGGGCUAGCAAGUGG
Molecule: messenger RNA, 2040 nt
Organism: Dermochelys coriacea (leatherback sea turtle)
Lineage: Eukaryota; Metazoa; Chordata; Testudines; Dermochelyidae
Gene: VEGFB
Product: vascular endothelial growth factor B
Exons: 8
Coding region: 71-718 (215 amino acids)
Biological process (GO): positive regulation of protein phosphorylation; positive regulation of endothelial cell proliferation; induction of positive chemotaxis
Cellular component (GO): membrane
Molecular function (GO): chemoattractant activity; growth factor activity; heparin binding
Source: RefSeq, a predicted model, not a curated record